Messenger RNA from Neltuma alba, 2407 nucleotides. RefSeq names its product U-box domain-containing protein 15. The record is from RefSeq and is a predicted model, not a curated record. The transcript is spliced from 3 exons. Bases 529 to 2190 code for a protein of 553 amino acids. Gene Ontology annotation, molecular function: protein binding. NCBI's taxonomy places the organism in Eukaryota, Viridiplantae, Streptophyta, Magnoliopsida, Fabales, Fabaceae.
GAGAGAGAGAGAGAGAAUGGUGAAGUUUGAUUUUUGAAUGCAAGAGCGAUGAUACGCUCUCUUGUGUCGUUUAGCGAAGCUUGAAAUUUCAUUAACUGGAUUAUUUUUCUUUGGUUUCAAACUCGGUCACAUAACUGUUCGUUGAGGAUUCUUACUGUGCUUUUUCAUAGAGAUGCGAGUGAUUCGUGUCUGUUUCUCGAUCAGUAAACAGAACAUGUUUCUUGGGCGCGCCUGAUCCAGAGUCGCUGUUUGUCUCCUGCAAGCAUGAAUUAAACGACACAGUUUUGUGAUUGCUGAUUUUGUAAGCAUUGCGAAGUUUCAGAGUAUUGUGUGGGAGAGUGUCAGAGUGUCACAGAGAUACUAGUGCAAAGCUUGAAGAUAAAGCCACAGUGGAUUUUUAAGCUUUAAGCAGUAUAGAAGAAGGAGGAGGACGAGAGUGCUGUGGCAUGAUCUGAAAGUUGAACAAGUCAAAUUGAUUUCCAGCUCUGGCAGUUCCGGUUUCCUGAUUCUUCGUCUCUAACAACAACCAUGGUGGUUGAAGAUAAUAAUCAUGAUGAUGGUCGUUCAACAGAAGAAUGGUUGUUUCAAGCACAAGAGCUUGUCCCUCUUGCUCUCGAGAAGGCCGGGGAGGUGAAGAAUUUCCCAGGAAGGUGGAAGAUGAUCAUAUCAAAACUUGAACAGAUCCCGUGUCGUUUAUCAGACUUGUCGAGUCAUCCAUGCUUCUCCAAGAACGCUCUGUGCAAGGAGCAAUUGCAGGCUGUAUCAUCGAUACUCAGAGAAGCCAUUCAUUUGGCCGAGCUUUGCGUGAAGGAGAAGUACGAAGGCAAGCUCAAGAUGCAGAGUGAUCUCGAUGCCUUGUCAGGGAAACUCGAUUUACACUUGAAAGAUUGCGGCCUGUUGAUCAAAACUGGAGUUCUUGGGGAGGCCACUUUGCCGUUGGCAAUAUCAUCAGAAGCUGAUGUUUCGAGCAAUAUCAGGGAGUUACUGGCUCGCCUGCAGAUCGGUCACUUGGAGGCAAAACACAGGGCUAUAGAGAAACUACAUGAUGUAAUGAAAGAAGAUGAGAAGAGUGUUUUAGCUGUUUUAACACGUAGCAACAUUUCUGCUUUGGUUCAAUUGCUCACUGCUACUUCUCCCAGGAUAAGAGAGAAAACUGUUACCAUUAUAUGCAGUCUUGCGGAAUCAGGGAGCUGUGAGAAUUGGUUAAUUUCUGAAGGAGUUAUUCCGCCUCUGAUAAGGCUCGUUGAAUCAGGAAGUGCCAUUGGGAAAGAGAAGGCUACCAUAACCUUCCAGAGGCUCUCCAUGUCAUCAGAAACUGCUCGUGCCAUUGUUGGACAUGGUGGGGUUCGUCCACUCAUUGAUCUCUGUCAGACUGGUGAUUCUGUGUCACAGGCUGCUUGUGCUUGUACUUUGAAGAACAUAUCUGCUGUCCCAGAGGUUCGACAAGUUCUAGCCGAGGAAGGGAUUGUUAAGGUAAUGAUCAGUCUCCUAAACUGUGGAAUGUUGUUAAACUCCAAAGAGUAUGCAGCUGAGUGCCUACAGAAUCUCACUUCUAGCAAUGAGAAUCUAAGAAGGCUUGUCAUAUCAGAAAAUGGAAUUAGAAGCCUUUUAGCUUAUUUAGACGUUCCUCUUCCCCAAGAAUCUUCAAUGGGAGCCUUGAGGAACUUAGUAGGAUCUGUCUCUGAACAGUCUCUAGUUUCCACGGGCCUACUUCCUCGCUUGGCUCAUGUCCUAAAAUCCGGGUCUACCGGGGCCCAACAAGCGGCUGCAUCUACAAUCUGUAAAAUUUGCAGCUCAGGAGAGAUGAAGAAGAUGAUUGGUGAGGCUGGGUGUGUCCCUCUGCUUGUGAAAAUGCUGGAGGCUAAGUCUAACGGUGCUAGGGAGGUGGCUGCACAAGCGAUUUCAAGCUUGAUGAUGCUGUCUCAGAAUCAAAGAGAGGUGAAGAAGAAUGACAAGAGCGUGCCCAGUCUUGUUCAGUUGCUUGAUCCAAGUGCUCAAAAUACUGCAAAGAAAUAUGCUGUGGCAUGCCUUGGAUCGCUUUCUUCGAGCCAAAAGUGUAGGAAACUGAUGAUCUCCUACGGAGCAAUCGGGUAUCUGAAGAAGCUCACAGAGAUGGAGAUUCCGGGAGCGAAGAAGUUACUUGAGAGAUUGGAAAGAGGGAAAUUGAGAAGCCUAUUUAGCAGGAAAUAGAGAGAGCGCAUUGUAUCUGCUUUUUUUGUACUUUGUUCUUAUCGAAUGUUUGUUUCAUUGUCUAUAUGAAACGAAGUAGCCUAGGAUGCAAACUGGAAUGGUCCAGUUUGCUUAAUGUAACAUGUUAGUUUAUUAUAAAUAUUUAAUCUUUUAUGUUAAUUUGCACAAAAUCUGUAGUAGAAAUACUCUUGCCAGAAGCUAGUAUCUUGGAAAUAUU